GCAUUUUUCUUUGUGCUCCUGCGUCCACACCCUAAAACACAAAGACACAGGUUUAGCGUUCUCUACGCCCUUUUUUUUCUUGCUAUUACUGUCACCGCCUCUUGUGCAGUCACCACUGUUUUGCGUGGCCAUUUGUGUAAGGAAUUUCAUAAGCCGACUCCUAGCUCAAAUGUUUCGCUACUGCUUUGCUCUUCGCUGCGCCGCGCAGCCGGUUGUGAUGGCAGCGCAGGCGGGACGCGUGGUGACCCUCACGAUCAAUCGCCCCACUCAGCUGAACGCGCUCAACAAGGCGGUAUCGGAGUGUCUGAUGGCCAACCUGGAGAAAUUCGACAAGGACCCGUCCUGCAGCGUCUUCAUCAUCACCGGCGCGGGACGCGCGUUUGUGGCCGGCGCCGACAUCAAGGAGAUGAGAAGCCGCGACUUCAGCGAACGUCUCAUAUCUGACGACUUCGCAGCACUGGGGCGCAUCGGCGGCAUUGCGAAGCCGAUCAUCGCCGCCGUCAACGGCUUCGCGCUCGGCGGCGGGUGCGAGCUCGCCAUGUCGUGCGACAUCAUCCUCGCCAGCGACAAGGCGAAGUUUGGCCAGCCGGAGAUCACCCUCGGUACGAUCCCUGGACUGAGUGGCACGCAGCGCCUGCCGCGCCUGAUUGGCAAGACGCGCGCCAUGGAGUGGGUGCUGACGGGUGCCACCUACACGGCCGACGAGGCGGCGCGAGCCGGCUUGGUGGCGCGCGUCGUGAAGCACGAGGAGCUCAUGUCCACUGCGCUUGCAAUGGCAGAGAAGAUCGCCGGUUACAGCCAGGUCACCACAAAGUUGGCAAAGAUGGCCGUUAACGCGUCACAGGAAGGCUCGCUGCACACGGGCGUUGACUACGAACACUUCAUUUUCAACUCCACCUUUGCCACGCAUGACUGCAAGGAGGGCAUGUCAGCCUUCGUUGAGAAGCGCGCCGCGAAGUUUGAGAACCGGUAA
Leptomonas pyrrhocoris is the source of this 973-nucleotide messenger RNA. RefSeq names its product putative mitochondrial enoyl-CoA hydratase/isomerase-like protein. The record is from RefSeq and is a predicted model, not a curated record. Gene Ontology annotation, biological process: fatty acid beta-oxidation. The transcript has a single exon. Gene Ontology annotation, cellular component: mitochondrion. Bases 170 to 973 code for a protein of 267 amino acids. Lineage: Eukaryota; Euglenozoa; Kinetoplastea; Trypanosomatida; Trypanosomatidae. Gene Ontology annotation, molecular function: enoyl-CoA hydratase activity.